UCCUCUCUCUGGCCACACAGGGAAAGGCGAGGGCCGGAGCCCAAGAGGAAGCCUCAGAGAGGACCAGGAACCAGGACACACCUCAGCCAUCCUGUGAGGGGCAGCCCAGUGGAGACUUCCAGCCGCCCUGGAGGUCCUUGCACCGAAGACACUUCACCUACCCCAGGGAGAGAAGCAGAAAGGCACUUCGCCACUGUCUCCAUCAGUGCUGUUGAACUCAAAUACUGCCAUGGGUGGAGGCCAGCAGGGCAGCGUGUCCCUAGCAAGACAGCGACUGGGCAACGCACCUGUGCCAAACCCUGCCAGAAGCCCAGCACGUCCAAGGUGAUCCUGAGGGCUGUGGCAGACAAGGGGACCUGCAAGUAUGUGUCCCUGGCCACCCUGAAGAAGGCUGUUUCCACCACGGGCUACGACAUGGCCCGAAAUGCCUAUCACUUCAAGCGUGUGUUCAAGGGGCUGGUGGACAAGGGCUCAGCAGGUGACCAGCAGGGGGGCCUCGGCUCCUUCACCCUGGGCAAGAAGCAGGCCUCCAAGUCCAAGCUCAAGGUCAAGAGGCAACGACAGCAGAGGUGGCGCUCUGGGCAGCGCCCCUUUGGACAGCACAGGUCACUACUGGGCUCCAAACAGGGGCACAAGCGGCUUAUCAAGGGGGUUCGAAGGGUGGCCAAGUGCCACUGCAAUUAAUGAGGCAGGCCAGGCAAGCAGUCAGGGGUGCCAAGACCGCCAUUGGCUCAGUGCAGUGGGAAUAAAAGGAACCUAACUUAUUUCA
Messenger RNA from Pan troglodytes (chimpanzee), 769 nucleotides. RefSeq names its product H1.9 linker histone (gene H1-9). The record is from RefSeq and is a predicted model, not a curated record. Gene Ontology annotation, biological process: nucleosome assembly. Gene Ontology annotation, molecular function: DNA binding. Gene Ontology annotation, cellular component: nucleosome. NCBI's taxonomy places the organism in Eukaryota, Metazoa, Chordata, Mammalia, Primates, Hominidae.